GAUCAAAACCAACCCGGCCGAUCCCAUUGACACCACCUGGGGUAGCGAAUAGCGGACCCUGGUAACCGCCACACCAUCAAUGGAGAGAGAUGCUCGGCUGUUCCGCUGCAUUUCUCCAUGCCACUAGAAGUAUAAAAUAAGUAGAAUCGACUCUUACGGGUGUUAGCGGUUUCCUUUCUCUUUUCCAUAUAUCGUCACUGUCACUGCCGGAAUUUCCGGCUUCGUAUUUCCGAGAAGAGAGCCAUGGCUGCUCCAGACGAAAGAGCUUCCACUAAGAAAUGGCUGCCUCUCGAAGCCAACCCUGAUAUCAUGAACCAGUUUCUGUGUGGCCUAGGUCUGCCAGUGGAUGAAGCAGAGUUCUAUGAUGUGUAUGGUUUGGAUGAUGAACUCUUGGAAAUGGUUCCCAAGCCUGUGCUUGCUGUCCUUUUUCUUUAUCCCCUUACAGCUGAGACUGAAGCAGAGAGAUUGUCAGAGAAAGAGAGUUUGAAGAAGGAACCAAGUGAAAAAGUCUAUUUCUUGAAACAAACCGUGGGUAAUGCUUGUGGAACUAUUGGACUUCUUCAUGCUAUAGGAAAUGUCUCUUCUGAGAUUAAGCUUUGUGAGGAUUCGUACCUUGAUAGAUUCUUCAAAUCAACUGCUCACAUGGAUCCAAUGGAGCGUGCUUUAUUUCUUGAGAAAGACACGGAAAUGGAGGAUGCACAUUUAGUAGCAGCUAGUGCUGGUGAUACUGAGGCUCCAGAUAUCAAUACAAGUGUGGACACUCAUUUUAUUUGCUUCUCAUGUGUGAAUGGGGAACUUUAUGAGCUCGAUGGAAGAAAAUCGCAAGCAAUAUCACAUGGUCCUUCUUCACCCAGCAGCUUGUUGCAGGAUGCGGCAAAAGUCAUAAGAGGAAUGAUCCAGAAGAACCCCAAUUCCAUAAAUUUCAAUGUUAUUGCACUCUCGAGGAAAAGUGCUGGAGCAUUGUAAAUCUGUGUUUCCUAGCAUCCACACACCAUUAUAUGUUGUCCUUGAUUUUAUUUUUAUUUUUUUGUUCUCUUUGAUUUUAUUUUAUUUUUACUGCCUAAUUAGUCAGCUACUG
This is a messenger RNA of Macadamia integrifolia, 1078 nucleotides long. Its product is annotated as ubiquitin carboxyl-terminal hydrolase 3-like. Gene Ontology annotation, biological process: ubiquitin-dependent protein catabolic process; protein deubiquitination. Gene Ontology annotation, molecular function: cysteine-type deubiquitinase activity. Lineage: Eukaryota; Viridiplantae; Streptophyta; Magnoliopsida; Proteales; Proteaceae. Gene Ontology annotation, cellular component: cytoplasm. The record is from RefSeq and is a predicted model, not a curated record. The transcript is spliced from 9 exons. Bases 244 to 966 code for a protein of 240 amino acids.